AAAUGGGUGAACCAUGUUUGUAUUUGUUUUAAAGAAAUGUUUCUGGAAGAUAAGCUGAGAAACUGCCUUUGCUUUGCUUUUAAAAAAAACCUCUCAACUGGUAAUUGUGGUAGAUUUGUAAUAUUUGCAGUACUAUAGGAAAGUCACUUUCUCAGCAUAUACAACAGCUGUCGUGUUUUUUGGAUCUUGCCUUGUAAUAAUGAGCCUAAAGCGUGUGCAUGUGAGACUUUGCAUGUUGUGGUGUUAGUGUGCAUUAACUCUGAAAUCAAAUCGUGUUUACCAAAUAAUCUCCAGUCUGCUAUGGAAUAAUUUUAAACCAUGAUAUUUUGCCCAGAUAUGUAGAUAAUCUGAUGAUGUAAAUAUAUUCAGCACAGAAUUGGUUGUAGUGAUGAGCAGUUAUGAAUUAUAAUUCCCAGUAUCUAAAUGGAAUUUAUAAAGAGAUACUGGUCCGCAUUCAUAUUUAUACAAACUUCAGAAAAGCUAUGUCUAAUAACCUUAGUUGAAAAUAUAGUUUUAUAGCAUUUUGAAAAUGUUUACAUGUGCUAAAUAAGAAAGAACAUUACUCUAAUGGGGAGUUUUUGAAACAAGAACAUCCAUUUGCUUAAUAAAGCUUAACAUGCAUUCAGCUGUAUCAUGUUGACUUGGUCUAGGAUGCGACUGACAGAACAUUCUAGCUCUUUGUAAAAAUAUAAGUAAACACACCUGUCACCUGCUGAUAACCUGCUGUCAGGAUAACCGGCUGUCAGGUACGGCUGAAUGUCUGACGUGUCUGAUGCAAGAAGCACUCCAUCUGUGGCAUGCAUGUUAUAAUAGACACAUCUGCUUAGCUUUAUUAUUAACUGCUGCUAUGUGAUCUCGAUCAAAGACCAAAUGGGAAACUGCUGCUUUUUUAAAAGUUACGCAUUUAAUAUUCGUUAAGAAAGGAGGAAGCGUUUAAUACAGAUUUUUUUUUUUCUUUGCCAAAAUUGGUUCAGAUGUUUUGGCUCCAUCUAUUACUACCACAUUCUUUUGCAUGUGUUUUUGUUUUUGUGUCUUUUGGCUAGACAUUGACUUGUCCUGUGCUGUUAUGCAGUGUUUACUUUGGGGCUGCUGUGGCCAUCCCAAAAUAAUUUUACAUAAUAACAGUAUUGCUUUCAUACUCUUGAAGUGCAGAAAGAUAUAGUUAUUGGUGAUGGGGCAUGACAGCUCUAAGUUUUUACAUGGGUAUUCAGUGGUGUGAUGCAAGGUGCCCUCACACUGCAAAUUAUGUCUAAAUAUUUGAAUGCAGCAAUGUCUGUCUACUUUUCUCCCUAUUUUCCAAAAUUUCAUGUCAAUGUUUUCAAAAUCUGUCGAGGCCAGUGGUUGUCAAUCAAGUCCUUUAAAAGCACCUGUCAUUCCAUAUAUUUGUACAUGUUCAUUGAGGCUCAUUUGACCAUGAUUCUUGUACAUCAACAGAACUCCUAGUGGAAUGGGCUAAUUAUGUGGAAUGACUGCUUAGGCUUGGUUCAUAAUCCACACUACAAAUUCAGAGUAGGUAGGAUAAGUGCUUCUGUUAAAUAGGAAAUUGAUUUAGCUACAUUUUAGUCUAGAGAUAAAGCUAGUCAAAUUGGAAGCUUUUUGUUUAAAUUUUCCCAAAUAAACCUGCUUUUCUGAGAUCCUCAGCAACUGCCAGUUGCUAAAGGUCACACUGCUUCAACUCAUCUCAGCCAUAGUAAAGCAGCUACCAUUGCACCACUAAAUCCAUGUAAGGUUUGAAACGUUUGGUGUGAAGAAGCAUGCCUGAGAAGCCUUGGACCUACAGACUGAAGGACAACCCAUCCUUCUGUUUUUGUUCCUCUCUGUCUCCUCCUCUGACCCUGCUUUAGUUUUCUACCAGUGGCUAUCUCGAAGCACAAGACUGGCAUUACUCUCAUGCACACAAUGCUAUACUGGGUCCAUUUGGUGAACUGAUGACUGAGGAUGACCUCAUUCGCAUUGAGAGACAGAUUGAGAACCUCCAAGUUAUGCACAAAGUGACAGAGGUAGAAAAAGAGUUGGAGCAGCUAGAGAAAGAAUUACAUCAGCUUCUCCCUGUGUCUGCUGCUCUGACUCAGGACCACUUCUCUGUCAACCCUAAACAGGUUCAUGGCCAAGCAGAGGACCUUCCUGCUUGGUGUAGCAAAAUUUCCACACUUCUUAAAAGCAUGGCCAUCCUCCUUGCUACAUUAGGUGGUAAGGAAAUUGACAUUCUGGAAAUGAUUAAUCAAGGAUAUACAUAUGAAGGUUUAACAGGUGGGAAGGCAGACACAACGUCCGUUACCUCAGGCAAUAUUGGUCGAUCACAGUCUUUCUCAACCCGAGAGGAGGUGGAGAAGGAACUCAAGCAAUGUGGUGUGUCAGUGAAAAAUCUGAAGGCCAAUUAUGAGAUGAUCCAGAGCCAGUCCAAGUAUGAAGAGGACAAGAUAAACCGUGUAUACCAACGGAAGAGAUCCUUGCCAGUGGUGAGUCAGUGCAGAUAUUCCCCUGAGCCUAUCUUGGAAGAUGAACUACUCUUCACAGCUUGUGAUAUAAACUCUCAAGUCACUAAUGGUCUACCACAAGAGCAAGAUCCAAGAUUGUCAUUAGUAGAUGAGCCAGUUAUAACACCAUCAUAUGCACCUUUGGUAUACAGUGAACCCAAUGGUGUACCCCAGUCAGGCACGGAUUACAUGGCACAUUCUCUAUCCAAUGACCCGGCACUAAAUGGGAAUCAUUUCACCCGCAGCCUCGAAGUGCAGACCGACCUGAGCUACGUUCAGGAGUCUAUUGAGAUGCGCAAGGAGAGGAUUGUGUUCUUGUUUCUGGAGCACUGGAGAAAGUACACUAUGACAGAGUCUUACAGACCCAAGUACAAAGAGAGAAGAAUGAGUCAAUCAGUGGGGAUGGAUGGCUCCCAGGCUAACAAUAACCAGUUUGAACUGGAUGGGAUUGCGGAUGACCAGCUCCUGCACUUCAUGAAACAGAGACAGGUAGUAGGGAACCUGCUUGGCCACUGGAGGGCCAUUAUGAGCCAGGUACCCUCGCGUCAGAUCCGUCGGCUCAGUCGUGCUCAAAUGAUCUACUGGCCCGAGCAUUUUCUCCCUCAUCUAAAUGGGGCUCCAGUUCGUUAUGAGAACCUGACCCUUGAUCUUUUCAUGCUUGGCUACUUCCAACUGCUUGAGAUGAACAUGUCUCGCAGUGAACGGAAGUUCAGACACUUGCUGUGCUAUGAGAUGUUUGAUCGAAUUGGCAGCCAUCCUUGGGAAGUGAUCCGUGAAUUCCACCGUGAAGUGAUGGAAAGCAUUGAGAGAGGGAAUUGUGAUUGGUCAGAUGGCUUUGAGGACAUUAAGCUGAAAUAUUUUGGCAACACUACAGAGGGGGAAGGGCUGUUGGGGACCACUCAGAUUGGUUCACCAAAGAGAAUUCAGGAGAUCCUAGACUCACAAAAUAUAUGCGAGACAACAACUGAACAAGAGUCUCUUAUAAAGGCUGAGCAAAAUUCAACAAAAACACCUGCAUCUGACAAAGCACAAGCUUUCACCCAGGAGUCUAUACAGGACACAGCAGUCAAUGUUUCAAAAAAUGAAGCAAACCAUACAGAGCAGAUUAAUGAGUCUACUACACUGGACAGUGAUCAAAAUGCAGAUAUACUUAAUGCAGAACAGCCAGAGAUCCAGACAACCAUACAAGUGACUGUUGAAAAACCUCUGCCUGAACCCGUCAACAUUCAUGCUGAGAAGCAGAUUCCAGCAAAAGAUAAUGAAGAGCUGAACGAGGACUCAGUAAAGCUUAUUUAUGAUCUUAAAGAGUUUAGCAAUGAGGAUAUAAUCAGAUACAUUGAGCGAAGCUUUGCCUUCUGGAAGGAAAAGGAAGCAGAAUUGUUUGAUAUCUGAAAUAUUAUUUGAUUAAAAUGAGAAAAUUUUAAGUCUUCAGAUAAAGCAUGUAAUGGGACGAAAGUUCUGAACAGUCAUGCAAGAGAUUUGUUUAGAGAAAGAAUCUGAGCAUUUCUUGACUGAAAAAUGAUCGAAUGCAGGUUACCUCUGAACACUGCAAACAUAGCGUCCACCUAACUAUAAUGUAGGGUUAAUUGAUGGAAGUCAGAUGUUUUUAAUUGGGAUUCCAAUUUUAAUCUGAUGUCCAUAUAGAAGGGCUAUGUUAAAUGUGGUGUUGGGAAAAAUGUUUGGAGCAAGUAUAGAAAGUCCUCAGUCAAUGACCUGAGUGGAUUUUAUGGAAUAUAAUGAUAUAUAGAAAUAAAAAUAGGGUUUUGUGACUCAUGGUCAAAUUGUAGUCUUGGAUGGUGGUGGGUAACUCAAGUGGGCCAAACAGGAAAAUGAUGCUGGAUAUGCAGGUCAAGCCACAAACAAAUGACCAAUAUUUUUCUUUGAUUCUUAUAUAACCCAGGUCCCUAGUAGCUGGUAUAGAGAGUAAUUAUUUCACAAUCAGAUAAACAUAACAUUUUGACCAUUUCCAGCUAAAUCUAGAUGAAAAUUAAUUAAAACUAAUUA
Messenger RNA from Tachysurus vachellii, 4481 nucleotides. Its product is annotated as espin-like protein. The transcript has a single exon. Lineage: Eukaryota; Metazoa; Chordata; Actinopteri; Siluriformes; Bagridae. Bases 1929 to 3869 code for a protein of 646 amino acids. Gene Ontology annotation, molecular function: actin filament binding. The record is from RefSeq and is a predicted model, not a curated record. Gene Ontology annotation, biological process: actin filament bundle assembly. Gene Ontology annotation, cellular component: cytoplasm.